Durusdinium trenchii is the source of this 1606-nucleotide messenger RNA. NCBI's taxonomy places the organism in Eukaryota, Dinophyceae, Suessiales, Symbiodiniaceae. The record is from the annotation of a GenBank genome assembly.
UUUGUUUUACUGGUUUGCAUCACCCUACUGUUCCAAUGGCGCCUCGCCAUGACCCGUUGGACGAAGCGCCGCGGAGGGGGUGGACCGGUCCGCGCGGAGGGGGCAGCUCAGGGUCGGUGCCCCAUUUGCUUGGAGGAGUUGAACGAAGCUCCUGUCCAGGCCUUGUCCUGCGAACACGCUCUUUGCUCCGAAUGCCUCCUACGCUAUGUGGAGAGCCUGGUGAACCACGGCCGCGUUGAGGUCCGGUGCCCUGUGCCUCAGUGCCAGGAGCCUGUGCCCAGCGAGCUGCUGCAGCAGCUACUGCAAGAUGCAGGAGGAGGUGAUGGGGAGACGCCUCAGAUGAAACUCUUCUUGCGGCUCUUGGACUUCCAAGCCCUGCGCAUUGAGCCCGGCGAAGGUGAACGGCUGCUGAACUGUCCCACACCAGGCUGCAUGAAGAUGUUGGUGCCAGUGGCUUUGGUUCAAGAGCGGGCUAAUGUGAACUGCCCUGAGUGCCGUCAGAGCUUUUGUGCUGCUUGCUGUCAAGCAGCUCACGGACUUGAGAGUUGUGAAGCUGCAGAGCUGCAACGGAUGGAUCCAGCCAUGCGGAAGCUCAUGAUGCAACAGAACUGGAAGCGCUGCCCGAGCUGCCGACACCUCUGCGAGCGCGAGAGUGGAUGUAAUUUCAUGACCUGCCCAUCUGAGCAAUGUCAAGGAGCGACCCACUUCUGCUACCUUUGCGAAGAGCCUCUCUUGGCCUCCGACCACGCCAGCCACUACGAGGGCUUCGACGGCGCGAUCGGACUUCGAGGCCCUUUUGGCGCCGUGUGCCGCAACCGGCCCACGGUGGACGGGGAACGCGCGGCGUCGCUGCCCGGGAAGCCGGCUCCACCGCAGCUGUCGGUGGUGCCAGGGGAAGAGGAGGGCUCCAUAGCGUUGCGGAUCACCUGGGGUGAGCACAGGAGCGAGCCUCCAACCAUCUACUAUCGCAUCUGGCUGACUGUGCCAGGUAGUCAGGAGGUGCGGCGCUUGAGUGCACAGGCCAGGCAGCCCUACUUCGAUGCGCCCAAGUCCUUGCCGAAAUACAUUCGCUACCAGGCCACAGUCGUACCUGUGAACGUGAACGGCGCCGGCCCCUCGAGCGAGCCGAGCGAGGUGGUGCACUUCCACCCCCGGGAGCUGCGUUCCACGCGGUAUCCUGCAGUAUCUGCCGUCCCCGCGAAGAGCAAGCGCUGGACGACCAGGUGACAGAUGUCCAUACGGACCCGAUGUGUCGAUGGAUGGUGAAUGGAUGGAUCAUCUUGCAAGGGGCAUGGCUGAAACACCUAUGGGUGGAAGUGGGAUUGGCUGAAGUGUUUCUUCUCAGCUGCAGAGUCCAGAUUAUAGCUGACGUGACUAGCUGCCGUUGGCACUUGUUGUGAUCUUGGACACAUCAAGGAUGGACCAGAUCGGGCAUGUUGGGGGAUCAAUGAAGAGGAAGAGAUGGCGGAUCUCCGAGAACUCUGAGAACUUGGCGUGCUUGAUCAAAGUCAGAUCUCACAUAAGCUUGCUCGAAAGAAACAGAGAUCGACUUGAGCCAUCCAACGGCCGCAGGGUUUAUUGAGCCAUCCAACGGCCGCAGGGUUUA